Molecule: messenger RNA, 642 nt
Organism: Acytostelium subglobosum LB1
Lineage: Eukaryota; Evosea; Eumycetozoa; Acytosteliales; Acytosteliaceae
Exons: 3
Source: RefSeq, a predicted model, not a curated record
CAAUAUAUAAUGGACUAUAGUAACAUUAAGAUCAGUGCAGACACUGUUGUGGAGUUUGGUGAACUGUUAAAGACAGUGUCUCCAACUGAUAUGCUCACUCUAUUCUUUAAUGCUCAAGCACAACGUGCAUCACUAUAUACAAGGUUCAAUAAUGGCUUUAAACAGUACUUAGAGGAUAACAAACUUGAAGAGUAUCAGACGUUAUGCUCAAACAUGUCCACUAUGAUGUCAAAGAUAUCAAAGGAGGUCAUUCAGAUUGAGGAUGCACUGAGGCCACUCAGACCAGCUUGGAGUGACAAGAUCAACCUCAUGAGGGAGCAAGAGAAGGCAAAGUUCAUCCUAACUACACAAUACCAGAUACUAAAGACAGAGAUACAUUCGAAUACAGCAACAAAGAAGGAUGAGAAUGGUAAUGAGUAUGAAAUGCCAAUAGCUGCAGGAUCUUGUUAUCAUGAACAUAUUGAGAUGUGUCAACAACAGUUCAAUCAAUGUCAACAACAGCUCAAUCAAUGUGUGCUGAGUAUCAAUGAGACACUGGAAGAACUACAAUACGCACUUCACGACGAGCCUGAGGAGCAGCCUAUCAUCGCCAACAGCAGCGAAACAGGUUGUCAACAUGCUGGACAUGAUGUACAUCAUCAU